This is a messenger RNA of Drosophila ficusphila, 3772 nucleotides long. RefSeq names its product cartilage oligomeric matrix protein (gene Tsp). Gene Ontology annotation, molecular function: calcium ion binding. Gene Ontology annotation, biological process: cell adhesion. The transcript is spliced from 14 exons. NCBI's taxonomy places the organism in Eukaryota, Metazoa, Arthropoda, Insecta, Diptera, Drosophilidae. The record is from RefSeq and is a predicted model, not a curated record. Gene Ontology annotation, cellular component: extracellular region. The coding region runs from base 496 to 3681 and encodes 1061 amino acids.
CCGUUAAUAGCAUAAAAGUGUUUUAAUUUUUAUUGGCACGAACGGGCGAGUCAGUUGUGGAGCAGUUUUCGUUGCUGGAGGAUCGGCGUCGCGUGUUCGCCUCCUCGAUCCCAUAAAAAUCUGCUCCCCGAGAUCUUUGCUGUGAAGAGCCUGCGAUUUGUUUGAUCUUUCGCUCAGAAGAAAUAAUAAAAGUGUCUGUGCGGUCGUCCAGGAAGCGACGGAAAAGUGUGGAAACCGCCGUAAAAAUAACUCACGUCGUUUCCAUUCUAAAUUGUGCGUUGACAGCCGCAAGUGGCGCAAACAAGCCAACAACAAGGAGCUGUCACUCCCGCCGAGUAAUUCACUCAGCUCCACUUCUCCACUUCUAGAGCACGAGCGACGUCCUUGAAACAGAGCGGACGGACAGAUUUUGGAGUGAAGACCCGGCACCCCCUUUCCCCCUUCAUCGAACCCCCAAAAAAAACUCAGAAGACAACGUCAACAACAAAGACUACGAUGAAUUGGACGCGCGUGCUGCUAAUCGGGUUGACCGCCUUGGCGCUGACAUUUGUGGAGGUUGCAUCACUCUCACUCGAUCCAGUGGCCUCUGCCGAACUGGAACAGUUUAUAAGAAAGGGAGACGUGGUUAUUUCAACGCGUCACAUUAGACCCCGUCGAAAGCUGCACAUCUCCAUUGAGGCCCUGUUCAUGAUCGACUUCCCCAUGCUGAAGCACAAGAUGUCCUUCUUCCUGGACCGAAAGCAGCAGCGGGUCACCCUGGACAUCAGUGCGAAUGGAGCCACCGAGUCGCGGAACUUCGACAUCCCCAACAUCAAUGAGACGAGCACCAUCAGAUCGCUGGCCCUGCAGUUCUCCAAGAACCGCAUCACCCUCUUCGUGGACUGCAAACCGAGCACCCACCACGACAUCGAGAUGAGCCUGACCAAGCUGUACACCCAGAUGGACGACCCGGUGAUCAAGUUGUUCCGCGAGCGCAAGUACCCCCUCCACUUCGACGGGGACAUGGAGCACUCCCUGCAGCGCGCCAACUGCCAGAAGGGCAUCCACCGCCGUGGCAACCGCCGCAUGCUGCGCAACAAGAUCACCGAGCGUGAGAAGAACAAGAAGCGGGACGUACGCGGCUGGUACGAGCCGUCGACGAUCGCCCGGGAAACAGUGGUGGACCGCAGACACCAGGAGGUGCCAACGGACGUGGAGCGCGGCGAUAUUCCCGUGCUGAAUGGCGACUGCGAAGACGCCCUCGCAAGAUCGCUCAGCGAUUUACUGGCCCUGGUGAAGCUGCUCCGCGAAGACGUCGCCCACCAGCGCCAGGAGAUUGCCUACCUGCGGAUGCUCCUGGAGAACUGCGCCGGCUGCAAGAAUCCCCUCACCAGCGACAACCAGUUGCGCGUCGAGCCCGACUGUCGCUCCGCCAAUCCUUGCUAUCCCGGAGUGGAGUGCCUGGACUCGGCGGCCGGUCCCAGAUGUGGCCAUUGUCCCCUUGGCUUUAUUGGCGAUGGCAAGACCUGCAAGCCGGGCGUCACCUGCGCCCACCACAUCUGCUAUCCAGGCGUCCAGUGUCACGAUACCGUGAAUGGAGCCCAGUGUGACUCCUGUCCAGCUGGCUACGAAGGUGAUGGACGCACAUGUUCGCUCCGUAAUCCUUGCCUGGACACACCGUGCCCCUCAGGUGCCCAAUGUCUGCAGGUGGGUUAUCCACCUUAUUUCCACUGCAUCUCGUGCCCAAAGGGUCACGAGGUGAACGGCACCACCUGCCGGGAUCUGGACGAGUGUCUACUGUACGAUCCCUGCGACGACCUUACGACCUGCACCAAUCUUAAUCCUGGCUUCCAAUGUGGUCCGUGUCCUGUUGGAUUUGAUGGACUCCAUGCCCAUGGUUACUACGCGGACUACUACUCCGUGGAUUACCGCAAGCAGACAUGCUUGGACAUCGAUGAGUGCCGAACUGGGUUCUUCCGGUGCCCCAAUCACUCCACCUGCAUAAACGAAAUUGGCUCCUACAGAUGCCAGUGCCACGAGGGCUACGUGACGAACGGGACGUACAGCUGCCUGGACAGAUCCUCGGUGUCCGUGUGUCCGGACGGAACCGUCUGCGACCGGAAUGCGGUGUGCCUGCGGAUGGACAACCUGCGGCACCUGUGCACCUGCAACGUGGGAUGGGCUGGCAACGGGGUGAUGUGCGGAAGGGACUCCGACGUGGACGGGUGGCCGGACCUCCCCCUCCGCUGCCCGGAGCUGCACUGCCAGCGGGACAACUGCCCCAAGCUGCCGAACUCCGGACAGGAGGACGCGGAUCUGGAUGGACACGGCGAUGGGUGCGACGACGAUGCGGAUGGGGACAACGUGCAGAACAGCCAGGACAACUGCUGGCUGGCCUACAAUACGGAGCAAGUGGACUCGGAUGGCGACAAAGUGGGCGAUGUGUGCGAUAACUGCGUCCACAAGUACAAUCCCAGGCAGCUGGACACGGAUGGCGAUGGACUGGGGGACGAGUGCGACGGGGACAUCGACAACGACUCCAUUCCAAACGAGGUGGACAACUGCCCACUGCUGCCCAAUCCCAGCCAGUCGGAUGUGGACAACGAUGGCGUGGGCGACGGUUGCGACAACUGCCCGAACCUCCCGAAUCCCGACCAGAAGGAUCGCGACAUGGACUUCGUGGGCGAUGCCUGUCACAGGGACAUCGACGGAGAUGACGAUGGAGUUCCCAAUUCCCUGGACAACUGCCCGAUGGUCAGCAACUCCGACCAGCUGGACACGGAUGAGGAUGGAACGGGCGAUGAGUGCGACGACGACAUGGAUGGCGAUGGGAUUCCCAACUACAAGGACAACUGCCCGCUGGCCCACAACCCCAAGCAGGAGGACUUCAACAGGAAUGGGAAGGGUGACUCCUGCGAGGACGACGAGGAUGUGGAUGGAGUGCCCAACGCCUUGGACAACUGUCCCAACAACUCGAUGAUCCACCACACGGACUUUCGCACCCUGCAAACCAUUCCGUUGGAUCCCAAGGGACUUUCCCAGGCGGAUCCCAACUGGGUAGUCCAUGCCAACGGCACCGAGAUCGUCCAGACCCUAAACUCUGAUCCUGGCCUGGCGGUGGGCAAGGAUGCCUUCGGCGGAGUGGACUUCGAUGGCACCUUCUACAUCAACGACGACACGGAUGACGACUUCGCAGGGUUCGUCUUCAGCUACCAGAGCAGCUACAAGUACUACGUGGUGCAGUGGAAGAAGGGCACCCAGACCUACUGGGAGCCACGCCCCUUUACCGCCUCCUCGGCACCGGGCAUCCAGAUAAAGCUGGUGAACAGCACCGAGGGCCCGGGGCCCACAAUGCGGAACAGCUUGUGGCACGAGGGGAACACCGAUGGAGAGGCGAGGCUGCUGUGGAAGGAUCCCAAGAACAUCGCCUGGAAGGAAAGGACCUCCUACCGAUGGUCUUUGGUGCAUCGUCCGGCCAUUGGCCUCAUCCGCCUGCAAAUGUACGAGGGCAACCGCCUGAUCAUCGACUCGGGCAACGUGUACGAUUCCACGCUGAAGGGCGGACGUCUGGGCGUGUUCUGCUUCUCCCAGCGAAUGAUUAUAUGGUCCAAUCUGCAGUACAAGUGCAACAAUCGCCUGAAAGCACCAAUCUACGAUGAUCUGUCCGAUUAUCUCAAAACGAAGGUGGAGUUGCAGGACUGAGCCAGCGGAAGGCCCCUCCCCUCUUUGCCAUCCAUAUUAACCAAAUUAAUAUUAAUGCUACCACUUAGUUAAUAAAUGAGUUGUCAACCGA